Molecule: messenger RNA, 2328 nt
Organism: Alternaria triticimaculans
Lineage: Eukaryota; Fungi; Ascomycota; Dothideomycetes; Pleosporales; Pleosporaceae
Exons: 6
Coding region: 1-2328 (775 amino acids)
Biological process (GO): peptidyl-serine phosphorylation; protein autophosphorylation; autophagosome organization
Cellular component (GO): autophagosome; cytoplasm
Molecular function (GO): protein serine/threonine kinase activity; ATP binding
Source: RefSeq, a predicted model, not a curated record
AUGGCGCUACCGUCGGAAUUAGUGAACGACACAAAGCUGGACACUGUCUUCAAGAAAGAUUGCACGAUUCAUUUAAUCGAUCGGAAGAAGCAUAAGUGGAAGGCGAACCAAGAACUUGGGCAGGGAGCAUUCGGGGUCGUUUGGCUGGAGAAGCUGGUAGGAGGUGGCGACGGCGACGUACGAGCUGUGAAGAAGAUAAAUAAGGAAGACGCAAAGAACUACAAUCGCGAGCUGCAUGCGAUAGCAAAGUUUUCCAAAGACAGGUUCAAUACAUGGUUCGUCAAGUCGUUCGGAUGGUACGAAAAUGACGAGCAUGUCUUCAUCUCGAUGGAAUACCUUCCCCACGGAGAUCUAGGCUGUUAUCUCGACAAGUCCGGCCCACUACCAGAGCUCGAAGUUCAACAGAUCGCUUGCCAGAUACUAGAAGGGCUCGAAUGUAUGCACAAAGACGAAUUCAUUCAUCGCGACCUAAAGCCACAAAACGUACUCAUCAAAGAGACUGGCCCUCGUUGGUGGAUCAAGCUCGGCGAUUUUGGGAUCAGCAAGCGUAUGGAUAACGCCGAGUUGCAUCAUACAGUCACUGGUACACCUGCCUUCAUGGCACCUGAGAUGCUUGCGUACGGCGGUAAACUUCAUUCUGAGACUUUCGCCGACUCAAAACCAUAUACAAACGCUGUAGACAUCUGGGCUUUGGGCGCAUUGGUAUUUGUGGCUCUUACUGGGGUGCGCCCUUUCGCGAAAGAUUUGCUAUCCUACGUCAACUACAAAACGCCGUUCCCUAAGGACUUGCUACAGAAGUACGACGUCUCACAGCCUGGAUGUGAUUUCAUCGAAAGACUUUUGGCAGUCAUUCCCGAAGAUCGACUCACGGCCUCCGGCGCACUGCACGAUACUUGGCUUGCAGAACAAAGAGCGGAAUCUCUUGCAGCGUCGCUCGAAUCCCUAGAGACAACAUCCACGUCAACCGAGACUGGUCGCAGUACGCUUGAUAUCGCCCGGUUUCUCUUACGUCACGAUCCGAAGUCAGCCUCCAUCGCAUCUCAGACUACUCCUGAUACACAAGCUUCUACUCUAGUGUACAAAACUCUCGAUGCUGUCAAAACCGCUGCCAUGGACAAGUUCUCCACUUUUUCACGGCGAAAGGAUCAGUCUAUUUCGCUAGACUCCCACGACAAUGCCCUUGGUCUUACGACACUGGUAGAAGAACCGUCAUUGUCUCCCAACGACUCUGCCAACGCUUAUGCCAUCUUUAAAGAUCAGGUGCACGAAAAGGUGCAAAAGAUACAAUCCCAAGAGUCGUUAGCUUGGUCAGACAUGGAAGUCAGCGGCCCAACAGUCUCGGCAAGAGCGGAAAGCGCGAAGAGUUCGAGGAAUUCGGAAGAAGAGCGCCCCUCUACGAAUACCACGCCGUCACAUGUAACACCAUCAGUCACAAUACAGUCUGCUCUAGACAGUAAAGGGUCUCUAGAAGAACCUGAUGAUUAUUUCGAUCGGCCUAUCGCAGUCAAUGACUACAAUCUUUCGCCCAGCACAACCAUAUCAGAGGCAUCACCUUCUCAGUCAGCAUCGCAGACCUCACCAAGAACACCCAGCGGUCACUGGACGAGAGCGAUGCCAUUUUCAUCGCUUUCCGUGGACAACGUCAGCCCGGUCAGCCCGGGAUGGUCAAAAGAUCCUUCAAUCAUUCAACAAAAGGGCUGCUCGCUCAGGCCACUAUCUUUGCCAAACGACCUCACGCACACGAUGGACCCAGAUGCAUUCAUCAUUGUAAUACCGGGUGUGGGUGAUCCGCCCGUCGAGAUAUGGAGCAGGGACGGCGUGCAACCCAAUGAGCCACUUACUAUGUCCAUACCCAUGGUUUUUGUGGGACACGGUGUCGGAGGCUUGAUCAUUAAAGACUUCUUCUGGAAGUCAAGUGGACCCGAGCUCCGAGGCUUUCCAAUCCGUUGGUAUGAGGACAUAGUCAACAACACCGUCGGGAUCGCUCUGCUCGGAACACCCCAUCUUACGAAGAUGAAUUCAACAGAUGGAGAGAGCAUACUAGGCGUCAUUACGAGAGCACCGACAUCCAGGAAGUCAGAGCCCCUUCACAGGAAGCUCCUAGACCUGGAAGACACCCAAUAUGUCCGCUCUCUGUCAGAGGAGUUCGACAAGUAUAUCCGGCAAAAUGUUCCCCGUCUACCAAUCUUGUCAGUCUGGGAUGGGCGAGAAAGCGAUGCAAUGAGAAUAGAGGAGACGAGAUUGACUGGGCGCAGAUGGAGAGCAGAGAAAUUUGUGGUACGCCACGGAGACAGCAUACCCAUCAUCAACGAUAAUGGGCCUUCAUGA